AAAACUGCGGUGAGAUACGGCGUCGUUGUGCUGGCCGGCGCAGUAAAACGACGAAGCUGUUCCGGUGGAAGCAUCUAUACAUUGGAUCGUAUAGUCUUCUAGAUACAUAUAUUCCAGGAGAGAGGGCAGAAAGGGGAGGAACGGGACUGAUAGCGGAACGGAGAUCAGUGAAAGCUAUGAAAAAAUGGAGUCCAUUGCCUUUCGCGAUGUCGUUGAUGUUAUCGGGAACUUUCAUCUCCCUAGCUCUCGCGGAUAGUGUUACUCCCCUGGAAGCGAGGCAGCUCAGGGACGAGGUGCGUGAAAUGUUCUAUCAUGCUUUCAAUGGGUAUAUGGAACAUGCUUUCCCACUUGAUGAAUUGAAACCUCUAUCAUGUGAAGGAGAAGACACUCUUGGUGGCUAUGCCUUAACUUUGAUUGACUCUUUAGACAUGUUGGCUUUACUUGGAGAUCGAGAACGCUUCACUGAGUCUGUUGAAUGGAUCGGUAAAAGCCUUCGGUUUGAUAUUAACAAGACAGUCUCAGUGUUUGAGACCUCAAUCCGGGUCCUUGGAGGAUUGCUUUCUGCCCAUCUUAUUGCAAGUGAUUAUGCAACGGGCAUGAAAAUUCCAACAUAUGAUGAUGAAUUACUCCACUUGGCUGAGGAUAUUGCCCGUAGACUACUACCUGCAUUUGAUACUCCUACUGGGAUUCCAUUUGGAUCUGUCAAUCUAUUGCAUGGUGUUGAUGAAAAUGAAAGCAAGAUUACAUCAACAGCGGGUGGUGGGACAUUGACAUUGGAGUUUGGUGUCCUCAGCCGCUUAACAAAUAAUCCAAUUUAUGAGCAAGUAACAAAGAAUGCUGUGCGUGGAUUAUGGGCACGUCGUUCAAAGAUUAACCUGGUUGGUGCUCAUAUUGAUGUUUUUACAGGUCGUUGGACGCAAAAGGAUGCUGGGAUUGGUACCAGUAUUGACUCUUUCUAUGAAUAUCUCCUCAAGGCCUAUUUAUUAUUUGGAGAUGAAGAGUAUCUGUUCAUUUUUCAAGAAGCUUAUGAGGCAGCAAUGCGCUAUCUUUACACUGAUCCUUGGUAUAUAGAGGUAAAUAUGAACUCUGCUGCUCUUGUCUGGCCACUAUUUAACAGUUUGCAGGCAUUCUGGCCAGGCCUUCAGGUUUUAGCUGGGGACAUUGAUCCUGCUAUUCGAACACAUGCUGCUUUUUUUAGUGUUUGGAGAAGAUACGGAUUCACUCCUGAGGGUUUUAAUCUUGCCACACUUAGUGUUCAGCAUGGCCAAAAGAGCUACCCACUUCGUCCAGAACUAAUAGAGAGCACAUAUUGGCUGUACAAAGCCACCAGGAGUCACAGAUAUCUUGAUGCUGGAAGAGAUAUGGUUGCCAGCUUGCAAUAUGGAGCCCGAUGUAGAUGUGGAUAUUGUCAUAUUUCGGAUGUAGAGUUUCAUGGACAGGAAGAUCAUAUGGAGAGCUUUUUCCUAGCAGAGACGGUCAAAUAUUUGUGGCUUCUUUUUGAUUUGGCUGCUGGUCCAGAUAACCUUGUUGAGAAUGGACCAUACAAGUACAUCUUUACCACUGAAGGGCACUUACUGCCUGCAACUCCACAAAUUUCUUUGUUCCAUGAGCAUUGUUCUUAUUUUGGGUCAUACUGUAAAAACAGCCACUUAAGACAGGAAUCGUAUACUUCUGAUAUCUCGAUGGAUUUUCAGGAUAUUAACAAUAGUAGGUUAUGUAGUUCAGUUUCUUCCAGUUGUGAGUCGGACCUCAGUUCUGAAAAGUCCAAUCCCGUCUCAGGUUUGAUUAAGGGACUUUGCCCAGGACUAAGCCAUGGCCAAAAGUUCGGCAUAUCAUAUGUGGCUUCCCCAACUUAUGAUGAUGAACCUUCAAAUUCAAGGGAGACAGCAGUGGUUCAAAACCAUCCAGUUAUGGUUGUUGCUAGCCCUCCUUCUGAGCAUUCACCAGUUGAUGUUCAGAUCAAUCAUGACCCGGAUGAUCAGGAGGAACCAAGUAUGAAAGGAUCAGAGAGUCACCAACCUCAAAAUUAAAGGCAGCUGGGCAGUUCAUCAAACCGUUGGGACAUAACUAUCUUGCAUGGAACUCCUCAACUCCAUAAUCAUCAUUACCAAACUGUUCUUUGGAUUAAGCGAAGACAGUCCCUUCUAUGGUGGCAGGGUUUCAUGGAUUCAUCCGGUUCACCCCCAGUCUGAGUCUCCCCCUUGUGCCAUUUGGGAUUUUCUGAUCAAUAGUCGAAGCAGUCAACUCCAAGUAGGUUUCCAUAUUAAUUCCUUUUCACAUUACCUUUGAGGUAGGGGUACACAUCGUAUCAUUUAAAUUUCUUUUGGCCAUAGCUUUAGCAGCUCGAGUUUAAAUUAACGAUAUGUGCUCUAUAGAUGUACAAUAGAACAGCCCAAUAUUCAAAUGGCGUUGAGAGUUGUAACUAAAUUCUGUUUUAUUUUGAACAUGCGGAAAUGGUCCGGCCAUGUAGAUUAGCACCAUGAUAUGAACGAUUCAUAAUUAAUUUGAGAAACAAUGCACAAUAACAAUUGCUUUAAGCUUCUCUUUA
This is a messenger RNA of Diospyros lotus (date-plum), 2548 nucleotides long. Its product is annotated as alpha-mannosidase I MNS4. The record is from RefSeq and is a predicted model, not a curated record. Gene Ontology annotation, biological process: carbohydrate metabolic process; endoplasmic reticulum mannose trimming; mannose trimming involved in glycoprotein ERAD pathway. Bases 177 to 2030 code for a protein of 617 amino acids. Gene Ontology annotation, cellular component: endoplasmic reticulum; membrane. Gene Ontology annotation, molecular function: calcium ion binding; mannosyl-oligosaccharide 1,2-alpha-mannosidase activity. The transcript has 17 exons. NCBI's taxonomy places the organism in Eukaryota, Viridiplantae, Streptophyta, Magnoliopsida, Ericales, Ebenaceae.